UCUGAAUCGGAAAAUGGAAUGAACCAUUAGUUGAAUGAUACUAAUUAGAUCGUUAGACUAAACAAUUCGAUGUUAUGUCACAUUUUGGAGAAUAAAUAUUGGACUAUCUUAUUUGUCGUUAAUUCCAAAUCCGUUGGAGGCUAAUUUCAAUUGAACGUAAACAGGAACUACCUAUUUUACCCUGACCGAGAAAAUAAGCGUGUCAUGUGUAGGAAAUAAAUGGACAGAAGGAUUUUGUAAACAAGAGAGAUGGCGGGAGCCAAACCAGGUGUCCAUGUAGUUCAGCUGAGACCAAUUAUCGUCCCAGAAUGUUUGAUUAAGGGCAACAAGUUUAUAAAAUGGGAGGAGAGCAGUGCAACUGGGGUCCCUGUGACAUUGAAGGUGGAUCCCAAUGGCUAUAUCCUGUUCUGGAAAGAUCAAAACAAGGAGAUGGAAUCCUUAGACAUGUCUUUGAUUCGUGAUACUAGAACUGGAAAAUAUGCAAAAGUACCGAAGGAGGGUAAAUUAAAAGAUACCUGUAUGAUCGGUCAAUCUGAUGUUCCAGUGGAAGAUAAGACUGUGACAGUAGCUUAUGGAUCAGAGAUGACCGGUAUUUCAUUUAUCAACUUUGUAUGUUCAUCUAGAGAUACUGCAAAGCUCUGGUGCGAUGAACUGUUAUUAUAUGCCUAUAACCUGUUAGCAGCCAAUUGCAAUGUGUUGACAUUCUUGGAGAAGGCUCACACUAAAAUUACUCAUGUACUCGAUGUUAAUGGCAGGAUACCAGUUAAAAACAUUGUGAAAAUGUUUGCCACUCACAGAGAUGACAAGAGAAGAGUAGAAAAGGCCUUAGAAUCCAUUAAUAUACAGACAGGCAAGAUGGAUAGCGAAUUAAUAAAGCAUGAAACGAUAGAUCCCAAUACAUUUAGCUUUGACAUGUUCUUUCACUUUUACCGACAAUUGGUUGGACGAACUGAAGUUGAUAAAGUGUUUGAUGAAAGUGGUGCUAAGAAAAAGCCAAUUUUAACAGUGGAUCAGUUUUGGCAGUUUUUAAAUAAAGAACAACGGGAUCCUAGACUGAAUGAGAUUCUGUAUCCACAUUGUACACGGUCAAUGGCUCAGGAGUACAUAUCUAAGUAUGAAACAAAAGUAGGAAUGGCAGAAAGAGGCCAUGUGACACAAGAGGGUUUUCUGAAAUUUCUGAUGGGUGAAGAGAACAAUGUGGUCGCACCAGAACUGUUGGAUCUGAGUCAAGAAAUGACACAUCCUUUAGCUCACUACUUCAUCAAUUCUAGCCAUAAUACGUACUUAACAGGUCAUCAGUUAACUGGUAGAUCUUCCACUGAGAUGUACCGACAGGUGUUACUAAGUGGGUGUCGCUGUAUAGAACUAGACUGUUGGGAUGGGAGGAAUAAUGACGAGGAACCAAUUAUAACACAUGGCUAUACAAUGUGCACAGAAAUUUAUUUUAAGGAAGUUAUAGAAGCCAUAGCUGAAAGUGCCUUUAAAACAUCAGAAUACCCAGUCAUAUUGUCAUUUGAAAAUCAUUGCUCACCAAAACAACAAGCAAAAAUGGCUUCCCAUUGUAGGAACAUUUUUGGAGACCUGUUGUUGACAGAAUGUCUUGACUCAUAUCCGCUUGAGUUAGGAGAAGGAUUACCCCCACCUUGUGCACUGAUGAGAAAAAUUAUAGUGAAAAACAAGAAGAAACAUUUCCAUCAUAAUAAAGCACAACGUGAACGUGUGAGCAAACAGAACAGUACAACAAAAUAUGAAGAGGGAGAAGAAAAGGAACAACGACGACGGAACUCAAGUCUGAGUCCAGAAAAUAGCGUAGAAAGUCCAGACCAAGAUACAACUAAUGAAUUUAUUGGACCUGUUGAGGAGGAGUCUGAUACAGACCAUAGUGAAUAUGAUUCUGAUGAAGAAGAGGGAGUCAAAAUUGUAAAGGUUAAAAUAUAUAGUGAAGAUAAGGGCACUGCAGGUAGAGAAGCUGAAGCAGGAUUAGAAAUGUCAGAACUUGUUAAUUACAUACAGCCAGUCCAUUUCCACUCAUUUGAUACAUCAGAAAAGAAACAAAAGAGUUAUGAGAUAUCAUCUUUUGUGGAAACCCAAGCCACCAGUUUACUGAAAGAAAACCCUGUAGAUUUUGUCAAUUACAACAAACGUCAGUUAAGUAGAAUUUAUCCACGUGGAACAAGAGUAGACUCUAGUAACUUUUUACCUCAGAUAUUUUGGAAUGCAGGUUGUCAAAUGGUAGCCCUCAACUUCCAGACCUUAGAUUUAGCAAUGCAAUUGAACCAGGGAGUAUUUGAAUACAAUAAUAGGUCAGGAUACGUAUUGAAACCAGAUUUUAUGAGACGUCAUGAUAGAAGGUUUGAUCCAUUUGCUGAGUCCACUGUGGAUGGUAUUGUGGCAGGAACAGUUUAUGUUAAGGUGAUAUCAGGUCAGAUGUUAUCAGACAAGAAAAUAAAUACAUAUGUGGAAGUAGAUAUGUAUGGUUUACCUACAGAUACUGUCAGGAAAAAGUAUAAAACAAAAACUAUCAUGAAUAAUGGAAUUAAUCCUGUGUAUGAUGAAGACCCUUUUAUAUUUAAAAAAGUUGUCUUACCAAAUUUAGCUGUGAUACGUCUUGCCGUUUAUGAAGAGAAUGGAAAAAUGUUGGGACAUCGAGUGUUAACAGUACAAGGUCUUAGACCAGGUUAUCGACAUAUACCACUUAGGAAUGAGUUUAAUUUACCAUUGAAUUUGCAAACCUUAUUUGUACAUAUUUGUGUCAAAGAUUUCGUUCCUGAUGAUAUGGAAUCCUUUGCAAUGCGGAUUACCAAUCCUUUAUCAAAGACUCCGCCGCCAAUUACAAGGCUUAAAUCCAAAAAAACAAACAGGACAAAAAUGUUAUCAAGAUACCUAGAUGAUGACAUUAUAGGGUCAAAUGAUGAAGGAGAAAAAGAAGAAGUUGUUAAGUCAAAUGGAAAUGCCUCCUCACCAACCAAAGUGGUCACAAAUUCUAGCCCUAUUAAAAAAGAACCAACAGCAAAACGUUUUAGUGGUGGUGAUCAUCAACAAGUGUCAACCAAAAUCAGUAUAAACAGUGAUGGAAGUACAGGAAGAGAAGGUGUUACAAUACAUCAAAUGACCAGUAUAAACAGUGAGAAUGGAUUGCAGUUCAAAUGUAAACUUAAUGAUCCAUCAAUAAUAGAACCUACAUCAAUAGAAAAACUAAAGACAUUAAAGCCUUACUUGAAAAUUACAUCCAAGCGGGAUAAAGAACUGGAGGCAUUAAAUCGUAAAAAUGAAAAGGCCAGGCAAAACUUGAAAGAAAUACAUGAGUUACAAGAGGAGCGAUUGAUGAUAUCUCAGGUUAAAGCUAAGGAUACAAUGGAAAAAUCUCAUGCCAAGUCUGUAAAGAAGGCAUUACGACGGGGCACUUCUGUGGACGAAGCAGAAACUAAUAAUCGUUUACAGUAUGGUAAACUUGUCCAAGAACAUAAUUAUAAGCAUAAAGAACUAAAACAGACACAAGGAGAAAUUUUUGUAGAUAUGUGUAAAGACCAGUUCAAAGCCGAGUUAGACAUUCAUUUGAAAUAUCAUACACCCAUCUAUGACACAUUGAGGAUGCUUUUAGAUAUCAACCAUAAAAAUCAUGUGGAGCAGAUUAUCGAAACAUUUGAAAUGGAUUCUGAUGAAUUGAAGAAAGAAAUGGAAACCAGGAGUAAAUUGGAGAUGAAGAGAUUAGCCAAGACCAUCAAGGACAAAAAUGAAUUGUCAAGAACAAAAAGAGAAUCUCAAUCAAAACACAUAAAAAUGGUUGUUAAUGAAAUAGAAAAGCUGAAAGAAAUACUAAAUUCAAAGCAAGAAGAAUUAACACCAAUUUUAGGCAGAGUUAGACAAGAAUUAGAAAGGGAAAAAGAUGAGAUGCGUAAAUGUUUACAAGAACAGUAUGAGGAGAAAUGUCGAAGAUUAACGGAACAGUUCCGUGAUGUUGGUUUUGCCAAAGAAUCAGAGAAUACACCUUUAUAAAACAUUCCGUUCACUUUUCUACAUUCCUGUCAUACUAUAUGCAUGUCAUAACCAUGACAAAAAUCAUGUGACAUUGGUACCUGAUCUCAUGUUAACCUACAAAUAACUGUUUUUUAAUGUGUUGUAAAAAUAGAUGGAACCAUGUGAUAAACACUCUAAACCAUGUGACCUAUUAUGUAAUUAGCAGCUUGUUUUGUAAUGGUUUUUAAAUGUUUGUACUAUUACCAUGGUAACCAUUGCCUCUGUGGGAUACAACAAACCGUGAUACAAUUGCAUAUGGCGAAAUGAAUGUUGGUCAGUGGAUUUUGAAAAACAGUCUAAACUGUAAUUAAGGUCAUCUUUAUUAAAAGAAAACCUUGUCUUGUCUGAUGGUCAUUAGAUUUUGAAUAACAGCCUAAACUGUAAUGGAGGUCACCUUUACUUUUAAAAUAAGCUGUCUUGUCUGGUCACUUUCUACUUUGUCCAGCUGUAAUAAAAGCUAUGCAUUUUGAACCUCUUUAUUUUUUCUUCAUUUGGAAGCUUUCUACUUGGAAAAAAAACCCUUUCAUAAUUGUUUCCAUCUUUACUUUCAGUUUAUUUUGUAUGCAUUCUAUUUUAUACACAAAUGUAUUAACUUGGCUGUGAAAUUAAGUUUUAUAUCAUGGAGCAUUACCAUUUCUGUGUUUUUCUGUGAUACCAUAUAUUUUUUUUUUAAAUAUCUGUUGUCAGCGUGCUUAUUGACCUUUAUCUGACCUUUUGAAGGUAUCGACAGGUCCCUACUGUGCUUCUUGAACAGUUAUCAUGACUUUUUGGUGUCAUUAAAUUAGUUUUAUUUAAUUUAAAUUUUUGAUAAUAAUAAUUUUUAUCAAUGUCAAUAAAAACCUUUACAAUUCUUAUUCUAGGCAGCUGGCUUGCUAACGGUUAGGGUUUGGAAAGCUCUGACAAAACUUUAUACAUUAUACAUAUAUUCAAUUUCCAAAUAUAUAAGGUUUGAAUAGAUAUUUACAGUAACAAUCAAUGAGGAAAUUAUUUGUUUUAGUAGCUAUACCUGCUUUAUAUUGAGUGGGAUGACAUGGGGUGGUUAAUUCCCAAAUCCCACUUUUCUUGAUUUUUUUCUCCCCCCCCCCCCAGAUCCUCUUUUCUUUGUAUCCCCUAUAUCUGACAACCUCCUUUCCCCCUAUAUCCCAUAUCCUAUAAGAGUGUCAUCCCCUAUAAAAAAUAUUCAGUGACCAAAUUGCUUGAUUUAAUAUUACAUUGAAUAACGGACAUUGCAUUAGGAAAAAAGAUUCAGGGACAAACAUAAUGCAAUAAAUAUUUUUUGGGAAAAAUUAUAUAUUACAACAAAUCUUCGCUUUCUAUCAGUUUUGUGCCUAAAAUAAAUUAUAAAUAUGUUCAUUGACCAAUGUAGUAAUAUCACAUAAUUUUGUGUAUAGGAAACUUAUAUACUGUGUCAAAUGUAACCAAAAUGUAAUAUGUGAUGUUCCAAGUUAUUGCACCAGUGCUAAAAUAGCUUGACAAGGGUGACUGAUGUUUAGUAUAGAGAAUUUCUGUCAUUUUAAAAUUUUUGUCAAAUAGUAAAAAGGUUUGAUGCAAGAAUAUUGGGAAAUAUUAUCUGUAAUGCAAUAUUUAUUGCACCUAGAAGCUUGUGCAAUAACAUAUUCCACUUGAGAUAAUAUUAACCAAUAAUUUAAUAUUAUUGUUAGUAAUAAGUUAUAGAAAUAUUCAGUAAGAAUUAGUUUGUAUUUGUGUUAUAAUGUAAAAAUGUUUGUAUCUGUGUUCAAAUUUAUACUUUUCUACUUCCCGUGUUUAAUGUAGAACGUUCUGUCUCUAUGCACUUUUAUGUGAAAGUCUUCGAAAUCUUUUGUUUUACUGCAAAAUUAUUGAAAUCAGUUAAAAUUGACAGUAAAAUGAUGUUUAUCAAUUUGUUUCUAGAUGUUGGAAAAUGAGAGCAAAUUUGACGAUUUAUAAAAUUGAAACUUAAUUUUCAUAUGCAAAAGUACAAUGUAAAUAAAAAAUUCUUCACCAUCGUAAAGUACCAUAAGUAGAAAUAAAUUGUUCCUUGUUUCAAUGCACUUAGGUCUUUUCUGGUCAUAUUUUAACUAAUAUAAUCAGAUAAGUAUUGAGAAAUGACACUGUAGACUCUCAAUUCGUCGUUUCAGAAUCUAAUGCAUCCUGGGUAAUAUUUUCAAAAGUGUACACCAAAACGUUCUAAUUGGUUUAAAAAUGACAUAAUCAAUGGAAAUUUAACAAUGAUGCGACACUAUUUUCAUUUUGGGGUACAAAAAUGAGAAAUAACCCAUGAUUUUUAAGAUUCUGAAACGGCCAAUUCUCCUGGUGGACAUGUGCGCAUAGUUAUAAAAUUUUCAUGAUCCAAUCCAGGUAAAACUGUAUUGAUUCCUAGAUCCUUACACUGUUCUACAUAAGGAACAAUUGUACGAUUUAAUCCGAAAUUACUGGCGCCAGUUUAUAGAUUAUACUCAUAAUUUUAUUAAAUGUUAGAUGAUGCUCCGAUCGUGUGAUAAGUAUAUUUCCUACCUUUUGUAUUGGUUGUUUGUAUGAUCUGAUGCAAUCUGUAUAUUAUUGUAAGUGUUUUUGUUUUUUGUUUAUUAUUAUUGAUAUAUAUCGUGUUAUCCAGGAGUAGUUGCUUUUCAUUUAAAACUGGAUGAAAAACUUGAUUAACCUAAUUUUAAGGAAUACAAUUAAAGAUAAUGCAGAUAAUCAGUUAUGAUGCAUGAACAUGUUCUGUCCUACAGGGGUUUGGAUGGGGGUCCUUUUUUCUUUUCUUUCUUUCUUUUUUUGUCUCAUUUUUCCAUAUUCUUUAUUUCUUUUUUUCCCAUUAUCCUCUACUUUUUUUCUCAUUUUUGCUCUUUACUAAGCACCUUUUGUGCAUUAUUUAUUCUAUAAACCCCAUGCAGACCCUCUUAUAUUUAAGUAACACCAUAUGGUAUGUCCCUGACAUUGUUAAUGUGCUUAAUAAUUAUAAAAAUGAUGUUAAUCAAGUUUUUGUUGAAAGAAAAUCACUUAAUUUUUUGCAAAGUUGCUAUAAAGUUGAAAUCUUGAGAAGAGAUGAUCGUUUUGUUAAAAAAAAAUCUUUUAUUUUAUUUUUACUAAAUGAUUGUUUUUGACGUUUUUUGUUUCCAAAUAAAACAUCAAAAUUGGACAGAUAAAAAAAAAAAAAAAUGUUAAAUCAAGUUUUUCAUCCUUCAUUGAAUUUUUUGUCAUUCACCAUGAAUUAUGUUAAAGUGCUAUAUAUGUAUAGAACAAACCAGAUGUAUUGCAAUAUUAAUAUAUAUGUAUAAUCCGUCAAAAUCAUUUGAUUAAUAUAGUAUCUGUCACUAAUUAUAAUGUUUAAUUUGAAUUAAUCUUUUUUAUACAUUUAUUAAUACUGCCUUAUUGUAGAAUAAUAAGACUUAAUACAUAUGAAUACUAUAAUUGAAAUAAUGAAUAAUACAUUGUUUGAACCAUUCCACUCGUUAAAAUCUUCACAUCUAAACAUUGGUUUUGCACAGCUGAAUUUUUCUACAUAUGUUCAAGUAAAGCAUAAUUAUUUCAGAUGUCUAAAAUUUGACCAUAUGAAGCUGGAAAAUUCGAGUAUCACAAAUUGUUUUAGUUAAAUAUAUAUCUCUAUAGAAUAGACCAUUUCAGGCGUGUUUAAAAACUAGCUUUGAACAAAAUAGAAUCUGCUAUUCAAAAUGAAUGCUUUCGUUUAUAUGGACACUGGUCUGUCUGUGAAGACCAUAAAAUAACCUGUAGAUAUUUUUUUUUGUUUUAUUGUGUUUUGGGUUGCUUUCAUUUAUGUUAACCCAUUUUUCAGAAUGAACCAUUUUAAUUCAUAUUAUGCUAAAUCAUCUAUCUUUUGAAAAAAAUAUAGAUGAGCUAUACUUUUCCUGUUAGCACCCUUCAUUGUUGCAUGAUUGGUUACAUAAUCUAGGUUCUGAUUGGUUUACAUAUCUUUAAAUAUACUGUAAUAACUAUAAUCUAAAGUGAGGUUGAUAUUCCCUGAUUGGCUCACAUCCCUAGAAGAUGAAGAGGUGUAUCAAUCUUGCUUGAGGUUGGUAGUACAUUCCAAAAGGCCAAAAUAAUUAAGAAAAGGCUUGGUUCGAACCUUUGCUUCAAUAAGAAUUUGAAAUAAAUCAUAUAGCAAAAGUAAGAGUUAAGAUUUGGCACAGACAUUUUUCUAACAUUUUCUACCCAUGACAAUAUCCCUUGCCUGGUAAUAUGAUUUUCAAUUACUAGUAUGGUAUCAGAAAAAUGCUAAAUAGUCCUAAGGAAUGAGAACAUUUUACUUUUUGUUCUUCAUUAAUCUGAAAAUCCUUCAGGUACCGUAUCUGGUAUCAACAACCAAUCAGAACAAGCUAUAGGAAACUGGUACGAAUAGCCAAUCAAAAUAAGUCACAGGUAUUUGAUAUGAAUAACCAAUCAGAAUAAGUAAUACUCUUAUGUCUUAUUACCUUGUUAUCUUAAUAGAAUGGCUGCCCCAUUUUAUUUUUUUUGUAACCUUUAUUUGUACACAACUUACAUUUAGGUGUUAACCCUAUAGUUCUAAUAGUGCUUUCUAAUAUUAAAUGUGUAUAUGAUUUACCUAUAAGUUAGAGCUAAUUUCCUAAUGCUUGUAGAGUAAAACAAGAUUUGAAUUGCUUGCAUUGCUUGUAUAAACGUGUACUCAAGUUUUGUGAUAAAGAAUGGCAUCUUAAAACAAUAAAUAUAGGCAAUGUUAAAUCUGUAUAUAUCAUUCAAAUUUGAUUGGACAGUACCCCAAUAACAAUUGUACAAUAAACAAUCAAAGCAAGCAAGUCUUGCUCUAAAUGCAUUAGGAAAUUAGCUAUAAUGAAACUUUUUCUGUACAGUUUUUAAUUAACGCAUAUUAUAUAUUGCUUCUUACCAAUUGAAGAUGUGUUGGCUUCCAUUUAUUUUGUUUGAGUAUGAAAGUCCACCUACAAGUUAUUGUCGGAGCAUUUUUUUCAGAUAACAAACUGGCAUUUCAGUAUAUUUAUUAUGUAAAGUUUUGUUACUUACUGUUGGUAUAGUCUAUUUCAUGAAUCUGUUACCCAAUAUAAUUAUAGUCUAUUACAUAUACCUAUUAAAAUGUAUGAAUUAU
Messenger RNA from Mytilus trossulus (common blue mussel), 9073 nucleotides. Its product is annotated as 1-phosphatidylinositol 4,5-bisphosphate phosphodiesterase beta-1-like. The record is from RefSeq and is a predicted model, not a curated record. Gene Ontology annotation, molecular function: calcium ion binding; phosphatidylinositol-4,5-bisphosphate phospholipase C activity. NCBI's taxonomy places the organism in Eukaryota, Metazoa, Mollusca, Bivalvia, Mytilida, Mytilidae. The transcript has 32 exons. Gene Ontology annotation, biological process: release of sequestered calcium ion into cytosol; phosphatidylinositol-mediated signaling; lipid metabolic process. The coding region runs from base 250 to 3996 and encodes 1248 amino acids.